This is a messenger RNA of Chroicocephalus ridibundus (black-headed gull), 3552 nucleotides long. It is a transcript of the gene WHAMM, whose product is annotated as WASP homolog associated with actin, golgi membranes and microtubules. Bases 76 to 2544 code for a protein of 822 amino acids. Gene Ontology annotation, cellular component: cytoplasm; endoplasmic reticulum-Golgi intermediate compartment membrane. Lineage: Eukaryota; Metazoa; Chordata; Aves; Charadriiformes; Laridae. Gene Ontology annotation, molecular function: actin binding; Arp2/3 complex binding. The record is from RefSeq and is a predicted model, not a curated record. Gene Ontology annotation, biological process: Arp2/3 complex-mediated actin nucleation; endoplasmic reticulum to Golgi vesicle-mediated transport. The transcript is spliced from 10 exons.
CCGGCCGGGUUGGCGCGGAACCUCCCCGGCCGGUAAGUUUCUGUUUCGCUCGGCCGGGGCCGCCCCGCCGCCAUCAUGGACCCGCAGCCCGACAGCUUGGAGGGGUGGGUGGCCGUGCGCGACACCGCCUUCGCCGAGCCUCGGCCGCCGCGACUCCGCUUCCUCGUGGCCUGGAACGGCGUGGAGGGCGCGUUCGCCGUCACCUGCCACGGCCGGGCGGGGGAGGAUGCAGCAGCGGCGCAGGCCCCGCAGAGCUGGGCCGGCCUCUUCUCGGCCCCGGCCCUGCGCGGCGUCCACCGGCAGCUGGCGGCCGUCUGCCCGCGCCUGGAGCCCGCCUUCCCCGCCCUGCCGCCCACCCUGCCCGGCGCCGCCACCGGCGGCGGGUUGUGGGCCGUGCUGUUCCCCGGUGGGCCGGCGCCGGGCGAGGCCGAGGUGCAGGAGCUGUGCCGGGAGCUGGAGCGGUACCUGGGCUGGGCCCUGGAGCUCUGCGGCGGCCGUGUGGUGCUGGACGCCCUCUUCGCCGCUGACCGCCGCCGCGACGACGAGUACUUCGAGAGCCUUCACGAGCUCCGCGGGAAGGCCUUGCGCGGCCACCUGGCCCGGGCUAAGGAGGCCCUGCGGCGGGUUCUUCAGCAGCAUAAAAGUGCUGACACAAUGGUGGCUUUGAUGAAGGUUUACGAAGAAGAAGACGAAGCUUAUCAGGAUUUGGUCACCAUGGCAACACAAUUCUACCAGUAUUUACUGCAGCCCUUCAGAGAUAUGCGAGAGCUGGCGACACUCUACAAACUGGAAAUCCUGAAAUCCUUGCAGUAUGAUCAUUUGGGGCCUAAAAGAGUAGCUGCUUUGCAGAAAGAUGCUGAAGAAUGGACUAAGCGGGCUGAGAAUGCUGUGCGCUCCAUUCAGGAUAUCACUGUGAACUACUUCAAGGAAACUGUAAAGGCUCUGGCAGCAAUGGAAAAACAGAUGGAACAAGAUCAGGAAAGAUUUGGUAAAACAGCCUGGGCAUCAGCCUUGCCACGACUAGAAAACCUGAAGUGCAUGUUAGCUAAAGAAACCCUUCAGCAUCUGCGGGCAAGAGAGUUGUGCCUGAAACAGAAGAGAGCUGGCAUUCAGAAAAACAUGGAGAACCUCAGUGAACAAGAAGAGAACCUAACUGUAGUGGAGGAGCUGGAAAUACACUAUUAUGAAACCCAGCUGGAAUUAUAUAAUGUACAGCUUGAAGUAUUAAAACAUGAAGAGAUGCUGCUUAUCGUACAGUUGGACACUUUAAGGAGACAUAUUCAAGAGAAACAGGAUGAAGUUGUUUACUAUGAUACAUGUGAAAAUCCUGAGGAGCUCAAGGUCAUUGAACAGACAAUGGGACAACAUUACGCUAACUUGUCAGAAAUGACGAUGCUGAGGCAGAAGACUAAGCAGUUGGAGACAAAGCGUGGGACUGUCUGUGCGAGGAGAGCCUACCUCAGGAACAAAAAAGAUCAAUGUGAAGCAAGCCAUCAGCAGAGACUGCAACAGGCAGAAGAGAGCAAAAAACGCUUUCUGCAGCAUCACAGCAUUCAGAUAAAGAGAGACAAGCAAAAAGAGGAGGAGAAAAAGAAAAAAGCUUGGAUAAGCCAGGAACGUCAGAAAACACUGGAGAGGCUGAAAACAUUCAGGGAGAAGUGUCCAGCUCAUGUUGUUUUGAAAACAUCUCGUCCCCAACCUCUCAGUCCCAAGUUGCCACGAAGCAUCACUCAGCAGGUUGCAGUAAUGUCCCGUCCACGUUCAUCAAGAGCAAGGGUAGCUCCAGAGCAGCCAAAGAGCAUACUGCUAGUAGAAGCCAAAGAAUCAAAAGCUGCACAUCAGAAUACCCCAGCGGAUAUCCCUGUCCAGAUCUUUGUUACUGAUGGUGACACAGAGCAACAAAAGCACAGCGAGGGACCAUCCUCCUCACCACCAUCACCACCUCCAGGACUGAUGGUCUCUCCAUCCUCCCCACCAUCACCACCUCCGGGAUUGAUGGUCUGUCCAUCCUCCCCACCAUCACCACCUCCAGGACUGAUGGUCUCUCCAUCCUCCCCACCACCACCACCUCCUCCACCCCCUCCUCCUUUACCCUCUCCUCCCCCUCCUCCCCCACCUCCCCCUUUACCUCUCCAGUUAAAGACACCGUCAGCAACAGAGGAUAAGCCACUUCCCCUUAGCGCCGAUGGCCCCACAGAGAGCCCUGCACUGCACAAACAGGAUGACUCAUCCAGGAGGUCUAUAAAUAAUUACAUAGGUUCCAUGGACGAGGUUUUGGCUUCUCUAAAACGCGGUGAAGUUCAUCUUCGCAAAGUGGAACAGCCAAAUCCAUAUGCCUCUGUAAAAGACAACAUCCUCUCUGCCAUAAGGCAAGGAGUUAAACUAAGGAAAGUGAAUCGAGAUACAGAGAAAGAUGUCAGUAAAGGAUCCGCUAAUGAGCUAGAGAGAAGCAUUAAGGCAGCCAUCCAGAGAAUUAAGAAAGUGUCUGCUGAUUCGGAAGAGGAGGAGAACAAUGAUCAGAAUAAUGGAGAAUGGGACAGCUAACCAAUUCAGAGUAACAGACUUACUGACUGGAACAGCACGUGUCUCAUUUUGCACGUUGUGGAAGACUGUCCCUUUCAGAAGGAAAACCAGUGUGAUUGUGUGUUCUCAUAGUCCGAAAUGUCUUGUAAAAGAAUCCUGUUGAUUUUCCUAUAAGAGCUGCAGAUUCUUAUUUUUGCAUGAGAAAUCAUACUCCAAAUUAUGCUUGCAUUAAUAGGUAUUUCUGCUCAACCAUGUAGAGUUUUCACCACAUCUGAAGACAGCUAAAGUGUUGGAUUGAAACAUACUUCAUUUAGAUUGUUACUACACAGUGGGUAAUGCUAUCACAACAAAAUUUAAGGAGUGAAAAACUAACUGAAAAUCUGUUUUGUCAGAUAAAAGUAGAACAAAAUCUGUGGUGAUAGAGGCAGACCAGAAGACUUAGCACAAUCUGGAACCUCUCAUUCCUACCUCCAUUAUCCAGAAAAUUCUUUAACAUUUUGCUUGUCUAAUACAGCUCACUCUAAUAACUACAUGGAUUCUUCAUUUAUCAUUAUGUUAUAAAGUGUGCACUUAAGAAUGGGCUUGGUAAUGCUGAUUGGAAAAAUUACAAUCAAGUUUGAAAUAAACACUACUGUAGUAAUUACUGAAAAGUUUACUUUUUAGCUGGAAGCUUAUAUAGAGAGGAUUUUUAGAUGGUAAAUGUUUUUCAUACAUCUGCAUUUACAAUGAACUGUUGGCAUGAAAGCAGGCCAACAUAUUGUAUAUAAUAUUUUCUGAGAUCUAGCCCUGUAAUACAGAGCUGCAUUUCUCCACUGAGAACAUCGAUAUGUGUUUGUAACUACUUUCAUGAAUUUAAAUUACCCGAUAGCCUUAUAAAUGGCAGAUAUUUGCAUUGUGCCUGGAACCUGACUAUUUAAAAAUUCAGCUACGUUCAAUUUAGAGACUGUUUCUAUUUUGGGUAGAUAGUGACAAAAAUGAUUCAAAGUUUCUUUUGGAGCUUAUACUGACCUUUAAUAAAAAUAUAUCCUG